AAACCAUAAUGAAGCGUGGCGAGCCAUUUCCAUCAUCAAUCCUAAAAUACAUGAGGACGUACAUGCAACGAUUUGGCUUUUCCUACCUCCUCUUUGACAUCUACAGCCGGAUCCGGAGCUCAACAACAACAACAGCAGGCUUCACACAACAGCCUCAACCUGCCGUCAACUCCGACCUACAACACAACUCCUCCGAAUGUAAUGCUACUCCUGAACUGAGCGGACCUCCCGCCGGCAUGGGACCGAUGCAUCAUAAACCACCAACACAUCUCCGCCAUCCGCCGCCACACGUUCACCAACACGGACCGCCACAGAUGCAAAUGUCCCCGCACGAUCACCGCUGCGGACUAGAGAACCUCUAUGUUCUCUUAUCAUUUCAACACCCAGCAGCAUCUAACGCACCAUCCGAGCCCCGCGGAAAUGAAGCAAGAAGUCACCCAAUAUAAGCGGAAGUGCCGGAGCGGUUCAAACGCAAGAAUCGACGGAAUUUGCGCCACCGACAGGCCAGCGAAGGCCGCCACCGCAUCGAUGAUUCCUGCCAAAAAGUCGUGCUAGCUUAACCUCAUCGAGAACGACGCGGAACAGUGGGUUCCGGACAAUCCAUCCAGAAAGCAGAAAAUACUCGCGCGAUCAGCUGAUGCAGCUCAAGAAUACGGCAACGGCAUGCAAAACAAAAAAACGCGAAUCUGCACAACAGAUUGGAGAACGUCUUGGAGAACUACUCGUGCGUGGUCCAAACGAAAAGGGCAUGAGCGAGCAUCUCCGAGAUGCUUCUGCCACCGUUCAUCAAAGGUUGCAAAAUUAUUUCCGAGAUGCUGCUGCCAGUCCUGCUACUAGUGGCGGAGGAAGAGGAGUCGGUGGCAACAUGAGCCAUAUGAGACAACGAUACAUUCCAAAACGACCGUCUUAGCAGGGCAACAGCGGCCAGUUCGGAUCACAGUCAAACAAACAAUCCCAGCAUGGUUCCGGAUGUGUAUCGCAGGUCCCAGAUGCUCAAAGACAUCCGGGAGAAGACGAUGGGGGUGGACGAACGACCCACGGAAUCGAACUCGGUCGUCGUGGGAUGGCCAACGGCAUCAGAACCAGAAUCUAUGGGAUGGCCAAUGGCCUCAGAACCAGGAUCUAUCUCAGUUAUUUUGAAAACAGUGAAAUUAAGUGCAGUGAUAGUGAAAAUGUUCGGAAGGUUAUUCCAGUAUCAUGUUAAAUUACAAAAAAAUAAUAACAAUCCUAUAUAAUAAUAAAAAACUUGAAUUUUUCUUUAAAAAAAGCCUAAAUAUAACAAAUGACAGCACACGACAAAGGCACGACAUUCUAAAUAACAAAACCGUGCGACAUCGGUCGAAUGUCGUACGACAAUGUCGUACAAUUUCGAUUAUCGAUCGCACGACAAACACGACUUUUUGGUGCAAAAACGUAUGACAUUCGCGCGAAAGUCGCACGACAUUGUCGUGCGACGUCGUACGAGUGCACGGACGACAAACGACGGACGUCCGACGGACUUUUCAGU
Culex pipiens pallens (northern house mosquito) is the source of this 1507-nucleotide messenger RNA. RefSeq lists its product as uncharacterized. NCBI's taxonomy places the organism in Eukaryota, Metazoa, Arthropoda, Insecta, Diptera, Culicidae. Bases 9 to 446 code for a protein of 145 amino acids. The record is from RefSeq and is a predicted model, not a curated record. The transcript is spliced from 2 exons.